Molecule: messenger RNA, 1272 nt
Organism: Amaranthus tricolor (Joseph's coat)
Lineage: Eukaryota; Viridiplantae; Streptophyta; Magnoliopsida; Caryophyllales; Amaranthaceae
Product: auxin-responsive protein IAA14-like
Exons: 5
Coding region: 181-990 (269 amino acids)
Biological process (GO): regulation of DNA-templated transcription
Cellular component (GO): nucleus
Molecular function (GO): protein binding
Source: RefSeq, a predicted model, not a curated record
CAUUUAUUUUCUCUAUUAAAAAGAACCAACCAAGAAGGAGCAAAUACAACCCAACUAUAGAUGAGAGAGAGAGUAUUAUUACACACAACAAUCAUCAUAUAUAUAGAGAGAGAAAUCAUAAAACAAGAAGAAAAAUAAUCACCAAAAAUAACCCAACAAAAGAAUUGAGAGAAUAAUUCAAUGGAAGUUGUAAGCUUGAAGAUGGAGGAUAAUACAGAGCUGAAUCUCGGGCUCGGGCUCGGGCUCGGGCUUGGACUCGGGCUUACUAGAGGAGGUACUGACAAGAUCACUGGAAAUAAAAGGGGAUUUUCUGAAACUGUUGAUUUGAAGUUGAAUUUGAACAAUAAUACCAAAAAUAGUACUACUAUAAAUAGUAAUAAUGGUUCUGAUGCUGCAAAAGAACAGACUGCUACUUCAUCUCCUUUGGAUCUGAUCAACAAUGAUAAUAAUAAAGCUGCUGUUUCUGUUUCUGCUAAAGAAAUUUCUUCUAAUGUUAAUGUUGAUUCUGUUAAGCCUCCUGCCAAGGCACAAGUUGUGGGUUGGCCACCAGUGCGAUCAUACAGAAAGAACAUGCUGGCAGUUCAAAAGACCACCGGUGGCCUCGAUUCCGAGACCGAGAAGCCAAUGAGUGGCGGCCUGGUGAAGGUGAGCAUGGAUGGUGCACCUUACCUACGUAAGGUGGACUUGAAAAUGUACAAGAGUUACCAAGACCUUUCUGAUGCUUUGGGCAAGAUGUUCAGCUCUUUUACCCUUGGUAAAUAUGGAGCUCAAGGAAUGAUUGAUUUCAUGAAUGAGAGCAAGCUAAUGGAUAUCCUUAAUGAUUCUGACUAUGUUCCUACAUACGAAGACAAGGAUGGAGAUUGGAUGCUUGUUGGUGAUGUCCCAUGGGAGAUGUUUGUGGAGUCAUGCAAACGACUUCGUAUAAUGAAAGGAAAGGAGGCUGCUGGACUUGCUCCAAGAGCCAUGGAAAAGUGCAAGAACAGGAGCUAAGCUAGAAAAAUGGUACAGCAGCCUGCUCCUUUGAUCUUAAGGACACCAUCAAAAUUAAAACAAGUUCAAAGACCCAAAAAAAGAGAGUGCCUAACAGAUGAAUUGAGCAGGGUGAAUUUGUAAUUUCCCUGUGUUUAAUUAUCUCUUCCUUUUUAAUCUUUUUGCAUUUCUUGUACUAUGAUUUGAUAUAGAUUUAUCAUGUUAUUACUAUUAAAGUCUGUGAGUUGUAUGGUUCUGAAAUUUAUAAUUAGACAUAGAGAAACAGUAACUAAGUUAAGACUA